Molecule: messenger RNA, 1128 nt
Organism: Mycotypha africana
Lineage: Eukaryota; Fungi; Mucoromycota; Mucoromycetes; Mucorales; Mycotyphaceae
Exons: 1
Coding region: 231-1058 (275 amino acids)
Source: RefSeq, a predicted model, not a curated record
UUUUUUUUUAUAUUGAUUACACAAACUUGAAGGAGAGCUUGGGUUUCUAUUGUCCCCCUCCUCUCCUCUCCCCGUAAAUGACAUGCGUUCAACACGCGAUAUAGGAUCAUCGACCUGAAGCGGAGUUAUAAACUUGAAGGGAUAAAAAAAAAGUUUAUUUUAUCGUUCCUCUAUAAAAAGAGGAGAGCCCCAAAGAGACAGUUUUCUCUAGACAGUGUUCUACUACAACCAUGUUUGAUAUCGAUUUUCCUCCUGCUUCAACCACAUCCAAGCUUUCAGCCUGUCCAACUGAAAAGAUACCACAGACCACCGAUUGGAUUUAUCAAGAUUUCUUGUCGACCGUCCUUACUGGAGACCAUGCAACAGCCACUCUCUUGCCUCCUUUCACCCGUCUGUUUCCGCAUGAACAGUCCAACUUGCCUUACUAUAAAGAACAAGUAUUGGAACAGCAACAUAGCUUAUUCAAGCACUUGCACCACUACCGAGACAAUGAGGAGGAGGAGGAGGAAGAAGAGGAGGAGGAUCAUUUUACGGUGAGCAGUAUCCAUUCCGAUGACGACACAGAUCUUGACGCGUCUGAUAGUGAAGAUCCCUCCGAAACGACAGGCCGCCGUCCGACGUCCGUUUGGGAUGAUGACUCCAUACUAGAGGAGACGAUACCGCCUGUCCUUAUUGAAUCCAACAUUUCUUCCUCCGCUUCCAGCUCAACCUGUACUUUCACUUCAACAACUUCAACAACAACAACGAAAGAGGGACCCUCGACAGUCCAUGGAAAGGUCCUCCCAGAUAAAAACGACCAUGUAUUAUGCACCACCCAUGUAACGAAAAGAAAGUCAAACUCCUCUCUCCAUUCCUUUAAAUCCAUGAUGAAUGACGUGUUGUUUCCUCGUCAUAAGAAAUCAAAAACAAGCCAUCCCGUCGUCGUCGUCGCCGCAGCCGCCUCCUCCUCGCCAGUGACGCAAGAACAUCCACCCUAUGCCCUUAAGAAAAAAUCAGCGCCCAUGGCAAAGACAAUGUCGCGAAAACUGUUUUACUAUCUAAAGCAUCAUCGUGCCUGAGUCCCCCCCCCCUCUUGACAGUCAUCUUUCCUUUUUUCAUAUACCAUCAUUGUAGUUUACUACAUUCAUU